CCGGAGCUGCCGGGAGGAAACUUUUUUUCUUUUUUCCCCUCCCUCCCGGGAGGAGGAGGGGGGGAAGCUACCGCUGGCGCCAACGCUCGUGGGCUCGGGGUCCGCGCGGCCCGCACGGGGGGCGGGGGCCUCGCCCCGCUAGGGGAGGCGCGCCCCGGGGGCCCCGAAGGGGGCGGCGAAGACCGCGGGCUGCGGGUGCUGCGGCGGCGCGUGUGCCCCACUCAGGGGAGGGCGCCCGCCGCGCUCCCGGCCCGGCUGCGAGGAGGAGGCGGCGGCGGCGCAAGAGGAUGUACUUGGUGACGGGGGGCAGGGGGCUGGCCGGCUGCGGGCACCUCCUGGUCGGGCUGCUGGGGGUGCUGCCGCCGCUGCUGCUGCUGCUGGCUGGCUCGGGCACCUGGGCGCUGGUCUGCCUGCCCUGCGACGAGUCCAAGUGCGAGGAGCCCAGGAACUGCCCCGGGAGCAUCGUGCAGGGCGUCUGCGGCUGCUGCUACAUGUGCGCCCGCCAGAGGAACGAGAGCUGCGGCGGCGCCUACGGGCUCCACGGAGCCUGCGACCGGGGGCUGCGCUGUGUCAUCCGCCCUCCCCUCAAUGGCGACUCCAUCACCGAGUACGAAGUGGGCGUUUGCGAAGAUGAGAACUGGAAUGACGACCAACUGCUUGGUUUUGAACCAUGUAAAGAAAACCUUGUCUCCGGCUGCAACAUAAUCAAUGGGAAAUGCGAAUGUGUCACCAUCCGUUCCUGCAACAAUCCCUUUGAGUUUUCAAGGAAGGACACGUGCCUUUCAGCUUUGAAGAGGAUUGAAGAAGAGAAGCCAGAUUGCUCCAAGGCCCGCUGUGAAGUCCAGUUCUCUCCACGCUGCCCUGAAGACUCCGUCCUCAUCGAGGGCUACGCUCCUCCCGGGGAGUGCUGCCCCUUGCCCAGCCGCUGCGUGUGCGACCCCGCGGGCUGUCUGCGCAAAGUCUGCCAGCCAGGAUACCUGAACAUCCUCGUGUCGAAGGCCUCAGGGAAGCCGGGAGAGUGUUGUGACCUCUAUGAGUGCAAACCAGUGUUCAGCGUGGACUGCAGCACGGUGGAGUGCCCGUCUGUCCAGCAGGCCGUGUGCCCCCUGGACAGCCACGAAACUCAAGUCAGACUCACGGCGGAUGGCUGCUGCACUCUGCCCACAAGAUGCGAGUGUCGCACUGGCUUAUGUGGUCCCCCCGUGUGUGAGGCGGGAUCCAUUCCCCGCAUAGUCUCUCGUGGAGAUGGGACACCUGGAAAGUGCUGUGAUGUCUUUGAAUGUGUUAAUGAAACAAAGCCAUUCUGCGUGAUCAACAAUGUGGAGUAUAAUGAUGGAGACCUGUUUCGAAUGGACAACUGUCGGUACUGCAAAUGCCAAGGGGGCGUGUCCAUCUGCUUCACGGCCCAGUGCGGCGAGCUGAGCUGCGAGAGGUACUAUGUGCCCGAAGGGGAGUGCUGCCCGGUGUGUGAAGAUCCAGUGUAUCCGUUUAACAACCCCGCCGGCUGCUAUGCCAGUGGGCAGAUCCGCGCCCACGGAGACCGGUGGCGGGAAGACGACUGCACGUUCUGCCAGUGCAUCAACGGAGAGCCCCACUGCGUCGCCACGGUCUGCGGACAGAACUGCAUGAACCCCGUCAAAGUGCCUGGGGAGUGCUGCCCCGUGUGCGAAGAGCCAACCUACAUCACAAUUGACCCGCCUGCGUGUGGGGAGUCACCGACCUGCAGCCUCACGGAGCAGGACUGCGUUUACGGCUUCAGCGUCGACAGCAAUGGUUGUCAGACCUGUCAGUGCAAAAGCAGGGAGGAGCUGUGCAGGGGCCUCAAGCGAGGCUGCUCGUUGGACUGCCCCUUCGGGUUCCUCACCGAUGACCACAACUGCGAGAUCUGCUCCUGCCGCCCCCGGCCCAAGAAGUGCAGGUUCCGAUUCACGGACUGUGACAAGGACUGUCCGUUUGGAUACCAGAAGAAUAAGCACGGCUGUGACAUCUGUCGCUGUAGGAAGUGCCCAGAGCUGCCGUGCAGAGAGGUCCCUGCGUCCACCAAGUCUCCUGUCCUGUCGGGCACGUGCCUGUCCAUGGACGGCUACCCUCACAAAAACCAGGAGAGCUGGCACGACGGGUGCCGGGAGUGCUACUGCCACAACGGACGGGAGAUGUGUGCCCUGAUCGCCUGCCCGGUGCCUGCCUGCGGCAACCCCACCAUCCGCCCAGGACAGUGCUGCCCGUCCUGCUCAGAUGAUCUCGUGGUGCAGAAGCCAGAGCUCAGUGGCCCUUCCAUCUGCCACGCGCCCGGGGGAGAGUACUUUGUAGAAGGAGAAACGUGGAACAUAGACUCCUGUACUCAGUGCACCUGCCACAGCGGGCGGGUGCUGUGUGAGACCGAGGUGUGCCCGCCGCUGCUCUGCCAGAACCCCUCGCGUACCCAGGACUCCUGCUGUCCGCAGUGUGCAGACGCGCCGCUCCAGCCUUCCGCGCCCCACAACGACAGUGUGCCUAGCUACUGCAAGAACAGCGAAGGGGAGAUUUUCCUGGCCGCCGAGUCCUGGAAGCCCGACGUGUGUACCAGCUGCGUGUGCAUGAACAGAGUGAUCAGCUGUUACUCCGAGUCCUGCCCGUCGGUGUCCUGUGAAAGGCCCGUGUUGAGGAAAGGCCAGUGCUGCCCCUACUGCAUAGAAGACACCAUCGCAAAGAAGGUGGUGUGCCGCUUCGGGGACAAGGCCUACGCGGACGAGGAGCGCUGGGACAUCGACAGCUGCACGCACUGCUACUGCCUGCAGGGUCAGACCCUCUGCUCGACCGUCAGCUGCCCGCCUCUGCCCUGCUCGGAGCCCAUCAAUGUGGAAGGGAGUUGCUGCCCAAUAUGUCCAGAAAUGUAUGUCCCGGAACCAACCAACGUGCCCAUCGACAAAAUGAACCGCCGUGGAGAGGCCGACGUGGCGGUCCCCGUGUGGCCCACAUCCAGUGAAAAUGACAUCGUCCAUCUCCCCAGAGAAAUGGGUCACCUCCAGGUAGAUUACGGAGAUAACAACAGGCGACACCCAGUCGAAGACUCUUCGCUCGACAGCAUCGCCUCGGUGGUGGUCCCCAUCAUCCUGGGCCUCUCUGCUAUAAUAGCAUUCCUCUUCAUCAAUCAGAAGAAACAGUGGAUACCCCUGCUUUGCUGGUACCGAACACCAACUAAGCCUUCUUCCUUAAAUAAUCAGCUGGUAUCUGUGGACUGCAAGAAAGGAGCUCGUGUCCAGGGAGACAGUACCCAGAGGAUGCUAAGAAUUGCUGAACCAGAUGCAAGAUUCAGUGGCUUCUACAGCAUGCAAAAACAGAGCCAUCUACAGGCAGACAAUUUCUACCAGACGGUGUGAAGGCAGGCAAGUUGGAUGCGGUUUAGAAGUCAGAAGCGAAUAAAUCUGCUCUUAAAAGUAAACUAGGACUUGUGCACUUGCUUAGCGGACGGUAUCGGACUGUGACUUGAUGUGCAGCGCGGAGAACUGACUGGGAGGGGCUCUGUCUCCAGCAACGUGCAGAACAAGCAUUCCCGCCUUUCCUCAAGAUAACUGACCAAGUGUUUUCUUAGAACCAAAGUUUUUAAAGUUGCUAAGGUAUAUUUGCUUGUGCUAUAACUGUAGAGAUAUUCGGGGGUGGGGACAGGUGAGUUUGGUUGGGGGAGUGGGUGGGAGGGUGGUGUCGGGAAGACAGAUUGGUCAGCUUGGCUGGGGGGGGGGCGACCCCCAGCAACGCAGGCGAGGUGCGGUGGCCCGGAGAGUAGCUUUUCCUGUUGCUCUGAAGACUGCACUGGUUGCAGCACACAGCUCAGGCCUGAGCGAGCAGGAAACAGAAAAGGCCCUGGGACCCAGCUGCCACGACCACCUAGAACGACCAGACGAGCGCACCAGAACCUUUCGAUAGCCAUCCCAGGUCUAAAGCCACAGUUUCUUUCCUAGAGCCGCAACUGCGGUAGGCAGUAAGGAAGCAAGAGAAGUGUGAGGGCGGCAUUUCUCUCAGGCGGGUUACUAAGGAUAUAUACAGUUAGACUUUUUGCUGCUUUCGUUUUGUUCCACGCCAAUCAGCCAGUUCCUAGCAGAGUCAGCAGACACACAGGACCUACAGUCAUUUCUCGAUGUGAGCGAGCACUGGAGCUUUUCCGACGGCAGCGUGGCAGGCGGGCGGGGAAGGCGGCGGACACCGCGUGUUCCCGGGGGCUGUGCUUCCUUGUUCGUGGUCGCUUUGUUCUGUUGGGUCGUUGGUUGUUCAUAGUUUUCGUUGAAGUUCUAGCUUAAGAAGAAACUUUUUUUAAAAAAAGACUUUGGGGAUUUUUUUUCCUUAUUAUAUACUGAUUCUACAAAAUAGAAACUACUUCAUUUUAAUUGUAUAUUAUUCAAGCACCUUUGUUGAAGCUCAAAAAAAAAAAAUGCCUCUUUAAACUUUAGCAAUUAUAGGAAUAUUUAUGUAACUAUCUUAUGCUUCAAAAAAAAAAACAGAAGUAUUUGCGUGUGUAUAUAAUAUAUAUAAACAUAUAUAUUUAUACACAUACAAUUUAUGUUUUCCUGUUGAAUGUAUUUUUAUGAGAUUUUAACCAGAACAAAGACAAAUAGGCAUUCCAUAUCAAUGCUUUUGAUCACUCACAAAUUUUGAACACAAAAUCUCAUUCUACCUGCAGUUGAACUGGGAAGAAACACAUGUGCGAGUGUGUGUGUGAGAGAGUGUACGCACACGCGUGGGCGGGCAGCACCACCCCUGCUGCGGAGGGGUGUUCCUUGAUUAAAUCUUCUUCCUCGUUCGGAUUUGCUUUCGGUCGGUUUUCAGUUCCCUCCGCCUGCCAGCAGCACUGGUGGCAGUCUGGGCGCAUCACUAAUCAGCUCCUGGGUUUCGUUUUCUUUUUUCUUCAAACAACUGUUUGAAACAACUACUGGAAUAUUGUCCAUAAUAAGCUGGAAGUUUGUUGUAGUUUGCCUCAAAUAUGACUGACUGUAUACUAUUGUGUUAACUUUUCAAACAGCUCUUAGCACUUUUAUACUAAUUACCCAUUUGUGCAUUGAUUUUUUUUUUCUUUUAAAAAUGCUUGUUGUGAAAGACACAGAUACCCAGUAUACUUAAUGUGAAAAGAAAACGUGUUCUGUUUUGUAAAGGAACUUUCAAGUAUUGUUGUAAAUACUUGGACAGAGGUUGAACUUUAAAAAAAAUUAAUUUAUUAUUAUAAUGACCUAAUUUAUUAAUCUGAAGAUUAACCAUUUUCUUUGUCUUAGAAUAUCAAAAAAAAGAAAAAGAAAAAAGGUGUUCUAGCUGUUUGCAUCAAAGAAAAAAAGAUUUAUUAUCAAGGGGCAAUAUUUUUAUCUAUUUCCAAAAUAAAUUUGUUAAUGAUAUGUUACCAAAAUAGACUUACAUCAGCCUGAUUAUUAUAAAAUUUUGUUGACAAUUAAUCCAUUCCUGGCAUAAAAAGUCGUUAUCAAAAAAAAUUGUAAAUGCUUGCUUUUUGUUUUUUUCAAUCAUGGCCAUAUUAUGAAAAUACUAACAGGAUAUAGGACAAGGUGUAAAUUUUUUUAUCAUUAUUUUAAAGAUAUGAUUUAUCCUGAGUGCUGUAUCUAUUACUCUUUUACUUUGGUUCCUGUUGUGCUCUUGUACAAGAAAAACAAACACGAUUUCCUGGAGAAUAAAACGGAUCUAUGGCAGGCACUGGGA
Molecule: messenger RNA, 5673 nt
Organism: Phyllostomus discolor (pale spear-nosed bat)
Lineage: Eukaryota; Metazoa; Chordata; Mammalia; Chiroptera; Phyllostomidae
Gene: CRIM1
Product: cysteine rich transmembrane BMP regulator 1
Exons: 17
Coding region: 288-3359 (1023 amino acids)
Cellular component (GO): extracellular region
Molecular function (GO): protein binding; serine-type endopeptidase inhibitor activity
Source: RefSeq, a predicted model, not a curated record